GAGAGAGACACUGAACGCAGAACAGCGUUGCCGUUUUGAAGGACACAAAACGACGAAGCAAAGCGCGUUUGUAAGAGCACCUUAACUGACAACUGUACCAGUGGAAAAUCAACGACGAUUCUAUUCAGCAGCUCGCUGAAGCAGUGUGCCCAAGCACCGGGAGAAGGUUCUAGAAGAACCGAAUGGGAAAAUCGACGAACGGUAACAGAGACUGGACGCAGAUGUACGCGAUCUACGGAAUGGAGCAGCGCCAAACCCUAAUUUUCCUCCUCUGCCAGGCUAUGUUCUUCUCUGUGUUGUCUGUUCUGUAUCUUCUUUAUUUUGAUCUCGUUUGCAACUUUUUCGAGCGAAUCUUUUCCGGCGCCGGCGGCACGGCGCGAUUUGCGGCAGGAAUCACUGGCUCGGUCACGGCGCUCUCCGCGCUGUGCCUCUUUUUUGCGGCGGCGAACUUUUUUUACUCCUCCGUGCCGCUGCACUUCGACAUGGCUCAGCGCAUAGUCUCCGCCGUGCACGACUGGUCCUCCGUGAAGCUCGCGCUUGACCUCGGCUGCUGCGGCCGCGGCAUCCUCCUGAACGCGGUGGCGACGCAGAUGAAGAAGGAAGGGAGUUCCGGCCGCGUCGUCGGCCUGGACCGGUCAAAGCGCACGACGAUGUCGACUCUCCGCGCGGCAAAGAUGGAAGGAGUCGGCGAGUACGUGACGUGCCGCGAGGGUGACGCGCGGCGGCUGCCGUUUCCGGAUAACUACUUCGACGUGGUGGUGUCCGGCGUGUUCGUGCACACGGUCGGAAGGGAGUACGGCGCUCGGACGGCGGAGGCCGCGGCUGAGAGGAUGCGCGCGGUGGCGGAGUUGGUUAGAGUAAUGAAGCCUGGUGGAGUGGGGGUGGUGUGGGACCUAUUGCACGUGCCGGAAUACGUGCUUAGGUUGCAGGAGUUGAAGAUGGAAGAUGUAAGAGUCUCCGAGCGUGUAACGGCCUUCAUGGUGAGUAGCCACAUCGUUUCAUUCCGGAAGCCCAGUCAACACGUGCAUGGACCCCCCGAGGUUCGCCUGGAUUGGAGAUUAUGUUGACGGUGGAAUUUUUCACACUGAAUAGAAAAAUAAUAAACAUAUAUCAUACUGAGAAAUGUUUUUGUUAAAAUGUUUUAUCUUUUUUUAAAAAAGAAAAGAUAUGAGUGAAUAUCUUAAGGUUAGUUUAUGACUGGGGAGGCGAAGUCGAACCAGAUGUUGAAAAAAAAAAAAAGAAUGUAAACUGGAUAGCUUAAUAACUUGAUGACAGAUCUGGAACAGAAUUUUUGUAUAUGUUGAUGGUUAUAUAGAUAGCAAUGAAAUUUCAACACUUAUAUUGUUCUUA
Molecule: messenger RNA, 1350 nt
Organism: Vigna radiata var. radiata (mung bean)
Lineage: Eukaryota; Viridiplantae; Streptophyta; Magnoliopsida; Fabales; Fabaceae
Exons: 2
Coding region: 183-1067 (294 amino acids)
Molecular function (GO): S-adenosylmethionine-dependent methyltransferase activity
Source: RefSeq, a predicted model, not a curated record